Fulmarus glacialis (Northern fulmar) is the source of this 2707-nucleotide messenger RNA. It is a transcript of the gene PTPN6, whose product is annotated as protein tyrosine phosphatase, non-receptor type 6. The record is from RefSeq and is a predicted model, not a curated record. Gene Ontology annotation, molecular function: protein tyrosine phosphatase activity. Bases 299 to 2119 code for a protein of 606 amino acids. Gene Ontology annotation, biological process: protein dephosphorylation. NCBI's taxonomy places the organism in Eukaryota, Metazoa, Chordata, Aves, Procellariiformes, Procellariidae. The transcript has 15 exons.
GCGUGCCCAGCUGCGCACAGGCUUGCGCCUCCUGUGCCCAACAGCACUGUGCAGAGGGCCAGAGAGCAAGGCACGUACCCAGAAACAGGUGGAUGGAGGGGGUCUGAAUGGAGUGAUGGUAGACGCCAGGAGAGAUACAUGGCCAGCUCCCAAGAGGCGCAGAAACAGCUUGGCGUUGGGUGCUCCAGCACAGACCUCCGACUUCCCGUUUCUCGCCAGCGCAAACUGAUUUUUCCUCUCUGUUUUUUGAGUUGCUUUGGUGGUAGCCACUUGGUCCCCUCUUCUUUUGCCCUCCACGAUGGUGAGGUGGUUUCACCGUGACCUGAGCGGGCUGGAAGCUGAAGCCUUACUGAAGGGACGAGGUGUCCAUGGAAGCUUUCUGGCCAGACCCAGUCGGAAGAAUCAAGGGGAUUUUUCUCUUUCAGUUCGGGUUGGUGACCAGGUAACCCACAUCCGCAUCCAGAAUACUGGGGAUUUCUAUGACCUGUAUGGAGGGGAGAAGUUUGCCACCUUGUCAGAACUGGUGGAGUAUUACACGCAGCAACAGGGCUCGCUGCAGGACAAAGAUGGAACCAUCAUCGACUUGCGAUACCCGCUCAACUGUUCCGACCCCACUACAGAGAGGUGGUACCAUGGGCAUCUGUCAGGCUCUGCAGCUGAGUCACUUCUCCAGGCCAAAGCCACCCCUUGGACCUUCUUGGUGCGGGAGAGCCUCAGCAAACCUGGGGAUUUUGUCUUGUCUGUUCUCACUGAUCAGCUUAAACCUGGGCCUGAUACUCCACCAGCUGGGGCAACCAGUGCCUCUGGGGCCCGGCUCAAAGUCACGCACAUCAAGAUCAUGUGUGAGAAUGGACGCUACACAGUUGGAGGUGCUGAAAUGUUUGACACCUUGGCAGAUCUGGUGGAGCACUUCAAGAAGACUGGAAUUGAGGAGGUGUCUGGCUCCUUUGUGUACUUGAAGCAGCCCUACUACGCUACGAGGGUGAAUGCUGCUGACAUUGAGAAUAGAGUGCAGGAACUGAACAAGAAGAGUCUAUCUGAGGACACAUCCAAGGCUGGAUUCUGGGAAGAAUUUGACAGUCUGCAAAAACAGGAAGCUAAGCACCUGUUUGACCGUCAUGAGGGUCAGAGACCUGAAAACAAGAGCAAGAACCGAUACAAGAACAUCUUGCCCUUUGAUCACUCCAGAGUCAUCCUCCAGGGAAGGGACCCACAUAUCCCUGGAUCUGACUAUAUCAAUGCCAACUAUGUCAAGAACAACCUGAUCAGCCCAGAUGAGUGCACCAAGACCUACAUUGCGAGCCAGGGUUGCCUGGAUGCCACAGUCAAUGACUUCUGGCAAAUGGUGUGGCAGGAGAACACAUGCAUUAUUGUGAUGACCACACGGGAGGUAGAAAAAGGGCGGAACAAAUGUGUCCCUUACUGGCCAGAGGUGGGCAGCACGAAGGAAUACGGUCCCUACCUUGUGGAGAACGCUGGGGAGCAUGAUGCAUUGGAGUACAAACUCCGGCACCUCUGUGUGUCUCCGAUGGAUGACGAUAAGGCUGUGCGUGAGAUCUGGCACUACCAGUACCUGAGCUGGCCUGACCACGGUGUACCCAGCGAGCCAGGAGGAGUGCUCAGCUUCCUCGACCAAAUAAACCAGAAGCAGGAGAGCAUCCCAGAUGCAGGGCCUAUUUUGGUGCAUUGCAGUGCUGGGAUUGGCCGCACUGGGACUAUCAUCGUCAUUGAUAUGAUAGUGGAAACAAUCUCCACCAAGGGGCUGGACUGUGACAUUGACAUCCAGAAGACUAUCCAGAUGGUGAGGGCCCAACGCUCAGGGAUGGUGCAGACGGAAGCCCAGUACAAGUUCAUCUACAUGGCCAUAUGCCAGUUCAUAGAGACGACCAAGAAAAAGCUGGAAGUUAUCCAGUCUCAGAAAGGCAAGCCGAACGAGUCUGAGUAUGGGAACAUUGCCUACCCCCCUGCAGCGAGGAAUGUGCACGCCAAGGCUUCACGAAAAUCCUCCAAGCAGAAAGAGGAGUCAAUGGUUUAUGAGAAUUUGGGGAAAAAGGAGGAGAAGGUGCGGAAACAGCGCUCCUCAGAGAAGAAGCUGAAAGGCUCACUAAAGAAAAAAUAAGCAUACAUUGCAGGUAGCCCCAUGGGGUUUUGAACCUGGAGCUCAUGUCCAGGCUGGCCUGCCUCGCAUUCCUUGCUCUUGGACUGGGACUAGGCCUUCCCCUUUUCUUCCGUGCCACUUUGCAGUGCCCUGAACCAGACUGCUUUCGAGGUCAGCUGACUGACUUCAUUGUCCUUUGCCUGUGCUGCUCCUUCAUCAUUCAUUAACAGGAAAAAAUCACACCCCUUCUUUCCCUUGCUCUCUGAGCACUGGGGCCCAAACUCACCUCUGCUGUGUCAGCUUCAGUGGACUUCUUGAGGAAGAGCUAAGGAAGCUCUUUACAGGAGCUACAUCUCUGCCCACUGCUGCAAGUUAGAGUUUAGCCUGUUAGUGUUCCCUGAAGCCUCAUCUUUUAAAAUCUGGAGGUUUUGGCCUGUUCAAGCUCAGCUCCUCUGUAAUUCAACAGGAAACUUCCUCUUGCCUUAAUACCAACCCUCUGCUCUAUGAUCCCUUUUCUACUUGAUCCUUUGAUCAGAUGCUGUAAAUAUACUAGAAUUUGAUGUGUGGCCAUGUUUUCUCCUUUGUUUGUAAAUAAAUGUGUAUUUGUUU